UCCCAGAGCCGGCACGCAGUUAGUAUCUCGAUGAACACGGAAAAAACCGCUCGAACAGGUUAAGGCGUUCAGGAAGGAGCGCCAGGCCACACACAUGAGAAAGCCAAGUGCCUGCCGGUGCAAAGUCCAGGAUGUAGAUCUCCCCGUGUGUCACAAUCAUUCAGAGUCGAGGGACAAGGCUGGACGCGCCUACGUCACACGAAGAAAGCACACAUUUAAAAGGAGAUUUAAUGCGAAAUCAGUCUAAUAAGACAGGAUUCAUUGACAGAUUUAGACGUGGAGCUGCAUGGGGCCGUGGGCUGACCGUUGGGGGGAGGGGAGGGGGGGACACAGAGAACCCAUUCACCGGGACCGGAUUCUGCGACGCGGGCAGCCACGUCGAGAGACCGUGAACAUGAAGGAGGUUUCUUGCAUUGCUGGAGAACGGUCGCAGUGCUCAGAAGUUUGAACUAAGGUGUUCAUGGAGACGGUCGUACCGCACCGGGAUGGGUGAUGACGUUCAGGAGCGGAGCCGGCUCAAUGGAAUAUGCUGAUAAUUGGAAAUCACUGGCCUGCCCAUCAACAACAAACUGGUCCCAGCGGAAGAGACGCUGUAGACUUGCUUUGGGAAGGCAACGUCAAUUAGUUGGCGUUUGCGUGGCGUCCGUCGUUAUUCUGGUAUGUUUAAAACUCGGUCUAUCGGAUCCUCCCGGCCGCGCCCCCGAUAUACACCAUAACCCGCCCCCGGACGUGACGCUCCUAAUAUGGGCACAACCUUUCGAACGGAGCCGCCCGCUUCCGGACUGCCAGGCUCUCUACGACAUCAGCGGGUGUCACCUGACGGAGGACCGGGACGAGUACUCGGAGGCCGACGCCGUGAUCUUCCAUCACCGGGAGAUCGCCACCCACGCGACCCAGCUCCCCACGGACCCCCGGCCGCACGCCCAGAAGUGGAUCUGGAUGAACUUCGAGUCUCCGACGCACACGCCGGGACUGUGGGAGCUGGAGGGCGUGUUCAACCUCACCAUGACGUACCGCAGCGACUCGGACAUCUUCCUACCCUACGGGUUCCUGGUGCCCGUCCCCCGUCGGACCCAGGGCCGCCCCCCCGGGCGCCCGGCCCCCCUCGCCCCCUCGUCCCGCCGCCCCCGGCUGGUGGCCUGGGUGAUCAGCAACUGGUCGGAGGCGCAGGCGCGCGUGGCCUUCUACUACCAGCUGGUGCGCCACGUGCGCGUGGACGUGUUCGGGCGCGCGGGCCGGGCGCUCCCCGAGGGCGGCGGCGGCGGCGGCGUGGUGCGGCUGGCGCGGCGGUACCAGUUCUACCUGGCGCUGGAGAACUCGCAGCACACGGACUACAUCACGGAGAAGCUGUGGAACGCGGUGCUGGCGGGGGCGGUGCCCGUGGUGCUGGGCCCGUCCCGGGUCAGCUACGAGCGCUUCCUGCCCCCCGAGGCCUUCAUCCACGCCGACGACUUCCCCUCGGCGCGGGGGCUGGCGCGCUACCUGCUGCUGCUGCACUCCAGCCCCGCCCUGCUGCGGCGGCACCUGGCCUGGAGGCGGAGCUACCGCGUCCAGCAGCCCGCCUUCUGGGGCGAGCACUACUGCGCCGCCUGCCGCGCCGUCGGGCACCUGAGGGGACGGACCAACCGGGUCACUCACCUGGCCCGCUGGUUCCACUCCUGAUUGGACGGCUAGGUCAGCUCCUGAUUGGACGGCUAGGUCAGCUCCUGAUUGGUCCGCUGGUUCCGCUCCUGAUUGGACGACGGUUCAGCUCCUGAUUGGACGACGGGCGACUAGGAGAACACGAUGAGGGAAUCACAACGAGGACUGUGUGUGUGUGUGUGUGUGUGUGUGUGUGUGUGUGUGACGUGUGUGUGUGUGUGUGUGUGUGUGUGUGUGUGUGUGUGACGUGUGUGUGUGUGUGUGUGUGUGUGUGUGUGUGUGUGUGUGUGUGUGUGUGUGUGUGUGUGUGUGUGUGUGUGUGUGUGUGUGUGUGUGUGUGUGUCUCGAGCCUAGAUACUACCGUUUAUCAAAAGGGUUCUUCCGCCCUAAACAGAGAAGAGUUUCUGUCGUCUGCGUGGACGAACGCACGGCUGGGUCCACCGAGGCGUUCCCAGCGCCACACGGCCUGUGUUCCCUCAGACCCUCCCUGGCCUCAAUGUCCCAGCGUUCCCAGAAUCCUCUGGUUCCAGAACACUGCGCUCCCGCUCCGACGGAGAGCGUCUGAUUGGCUCUGUGGGGGGGGGGGGGGGCUCUCAUGAGGCCCACACACCACCGCGCUCCGACGACACGCCCGGCUUGUUAGCGUGAAGAAGCAGCUUCACGCCGAACACACGCACACACACACACACACACACACACACACACACACACACACACACACACACACACACACACACACACACACACACACACACACACACACACGUCACACACACACACACACACACACACACACACACACACACACACACACACACACACACACACACACACACACGCACACACACACGUGCGUUAUUGUCUUUCUGGGUUUGUACUUAGCCUGACUGUGGGGCCACUUGGGGAACAUGGAUCUAUUUAAACGCGUCUAUCUUUCAGUCGGGGCCUAAUAAGCUGUUAAAACCGCCAGCAGCCUGAAAUAAAUGCAGAUCCCCCAGAUGAGAGAGGAACAAAGACCUAGAGAUACAGAACUACACCUCCCGUAUGAGCUGGGGCUUCAGGUUAGCAUAGCAAUGCAUGGCUACCAGCUCGAGAUUGUCACUAUUACGAGCAGGUAGCUUUGCAUUAGCAUCAUGUGUAAAUCACACUGUGCUUGCUCAUGAUAUCCAAAAAAGGUGACCAUAUUUGGUCGUGCAUUUCCUGUACACUUUUGUUUGGAUGCGAUCCAUUCUCUGUUCAGUUCUGGGGCAUGAAGAAGGCACCGGGAAGCACUCCAAUCAUCUCUCAUCAUCUCUCAAGUGUCUUGUAACACAGCCACAAGGGCCGUAUGAUCAUCAGAGUAUUAUUUAAAGUAUAACUGAAUGACAUUCAAUGAUUUAAAAAUAUUUAACGCAGCCAUGUUCUCUGUGUGUAUGUGUGUCUCGUCGACCUUUCAUUGUUGUUCAGGAGCAACAAUGAAAGGUUGUUUCAAAACAUCUGUCAUGUGUUAGCUCGGCUUCCAUCGUCUCUCAACACACGGACGUCAGACAGCCUUCAGCGGCAUAAAUACAAACAAUCAGAGGUGAACGGGGCUUUAUUGAUCAGUCAAAGGUUGAACCUCAAACCGAUGGUUCUUAUAGUGACUACGAUGUCCAUUGUUGUUCCUGGUGUAGAUAAAUCUUGGGCUGACUGGGUAUAGGCCAUGGUAGAAAAACAGAAUUUCCAGAUGAUAUGCAAAAUAAAGAACCUUAAUUUA
This is a messenger RNA of Gadus macrocephalus (Pacific cod), 3376 nucleotides long. Its product is annotated as alpha-(1,3)-fucosyltransferase 4-like. Lineage: Eukaryota; Metazoa; Chordata; Actinopteri; Gadiformes; Gadidae. The coding region runs from base 493 to 1662 and encodes 389 amino acids. Gene Ontology annotation, cellular component: membrane. The record is from RefSeq and is a predicted model, not a curated record. The transcript is spliced from 3 exons. Gene Ontology annotation, molecular function: alpha-(1->3)-fucosyltransferase activity.